Symbiodinium necroappetens is the source of this 1981-nucleotide messenger RNA. The record is from the annotation of a GenBank genome assembly. Lineage: Eukaryota; Dinophyceae; Suessiales; Symbiodiniaceae.
AUGAAGCUCCUCGGCUAUGCCGGGAGUGCGGCAGAUCCUUUAAAACGUGGAGUCGAAGGCUGCAUGCCUGGGACCUCUGGGGCUGAGAUGCCAAGAGGCUACAACUCGAAGAAGGAUGCCGAGGAGGUGUCGCUGCUGUGUGCACUUGUCAGCCAAUGGCGCGAGCCGACAACCUUCAAAGUGCUGCCACGUCUGGUGAUCCCAGAUUUCACGAACCGGGCUCAAACCGGCCUUGGUGUCGAGCUGCUACACUACGUGGCAACAUCCAUAAGGCAGAGAGGGUUCCAAAAGAGAUCCGGUCGUCAGGGCCAUGACAUUCCCGUGCUGGUGCGGGAGCCGGCUGGGUCCGACUCCAAGGCAGAAGCCCUUCGAGUUUGGCGGGCACGCGUUGCAGACGAGGAGGGGUUUCCUCCUGUUCGAGUACGAGAUGACGAGGAGAUGUUCACAUCAUUGGGCAAUGGCCAUUUUUUCCAGGCACUCAAUCUUUUCCAGACGGAGUGGAAAGCCAUCAAUGACGACGUGCACUACUCCGUCGGGUCUGACAGCUUGCUGGAGGAGGCUCUCAAAGAAGGCGUUGCGAGUGUCAUCCUCCGGCACUCUACUCCUCGCCCCGUCCGAGCGAAGAUUGCAGAGCUGCUCAAUGCCAAGCGCGAGUUCCAAUGGACGCUGAACGAAGAUGGUACGGUGGAUACUGGGAGUUCACUGGAGAACACGGACUAUUGCUCCCAGUUCGAGUGGUUGAGCAAGGGAAUGGAUGCGGAGCAGGUCAAUUGCCUGGUCAGGACCCACCUUGGAAUCAAGGACACGGUCAGGCGUGCUUCGUGCCAACUUUUAAACCCACUGGCACCAUUUUUGGCGCCCUGCUUUCUAGCAGCAUGUCUCUGUGCAGAGGGACAGCGAGGCUUGGAAGCCCUGCGAGAGCGGACUGGAGCCCUUGAGGCUCUCAGCUCGAACGAGGAUCAGCGCUUAGAGUCAGCGCUGCGUGCCACAGACGAUCGUUUGUCGUCUGUGGAAGAGGGCCUGCGGUUGGCCAACGUCCAGCAGAUGCAAGAGUACCUAGCGCAGCUUGCGGCCGACAUCGCCGCGCUGGCGCAGACGACGUGUCAGAAAGCCGAAGGCUCCGAGGUCGCGCGGGCCGCCGCGCAGCUGGAGGAGACGAGCGCCAAAGUCGCAGAGAUGGGCCUGCGGCUCUCGUCUGCGCUCCAGCGCGUCUGGCCGCAUCUCGAAAGACUGGAUGACAGGGCUCUCAAGCUGGAGGGCUGGAGUCGAGAGGCCGUGAAGGAGCUCAAGGCCCUGCGGAGCGUGGACUCGGAGCUUGCGCUUCGGCUGGACAGGCUGGCCGACGAGGUCCAGGAAGUCGUCGGUUCCAGUGAGGAGAAGUGUCAGGCCCUGGAGCGAUGCUUGCAGGCACAAGCCACUUCGGCAGAGCAGAAGGAUGUUGCGACGACAGAGCUCAUCACGACAUUGGAGGAGCGACUGGAAACUCUUGAGAUGGAUUUGGAGACGGAGACCCGGCGAGCUAAGGAGAAGGUAGAGGAGUCCAUCCACGAUUUCAGUGACAAGAUCUGCGCCUUCGAGGAGGCGAUCAAAGACAAAGAGCAAGCAGUGCAUUUUGGCGCACGGUGCUUAUCUUGUAAUCGCACCUUCGACGACGUGGUCAAAACACCAGGAAGUGUGAAUCUUCCUGCAGAGAAGCGUCGGGCACAGGUUUUCGCGGAGAUUCAGAGGGCUCUGCACACUCCCAGGACUGACCCGGAGACCAUCAAACUGUUGGCUGUCAAGGUGAGAAGACCGACUGCGGUUACUGCGAAGCAAGGUUCUUACGCCAGCCGCAAUGGAGACUGUUUAGCCAACGGCCUUGAGGAUGUGCAGCUCCUCCCUGUCCGUACCACCUCCUUGAGCCGAUCGGUGCCGCCGAGCCGGUCGCAGUGCUCUCCGAGACCGCCCUCCAAAACUUCCACGUCGAAUGUUCGUCCACAGA